Engraulis encrasicolus (European anchovy) is the source of this 2193-nucleotide messenger RNA. RefSeq names its product solute carrier family 45 member 2 (gene slc45a2). Lineage: Eukaryota; Metazoa; Chordata; Actinopteri; Clupeiformes; Engraulidae. Gene Ontology annotation, cellular component: membrane. The transcript has 7 exons. Gene Ontology annotation, molecular function: sucrose:proton symporter activity. The record is from RefSeq and is a predicted model, not a curated record. The coding region runs from base 355 to 2145 and encodes 596 amino acids.
CCGACCGACUGACCGGCCAACCAAGCAGCUGUCCAGCCUCUCUGCUUGCCUGCCUUCCUGCUUCUCCAGCCAGACCUGCCAGCCAGCAAGGGUGAGGGGAUUGGCUACUUUUUCACCACCACUGGAUUCUACCACCACCACCACCACCAAACACUACAGACACCAGAUUCUGGUGCUUACAAUUAUCCACUCAUCACGGUUACUGCUACUGUCGCUGGCCUCACCACCACCACCACCACUACUACCAUUAACACCACAGCCACCAGACUCUGGUGCUGACCAACAUCCACUCAUCACGGCUGCUGCUGCUGCUGCUACUGCCCCUGCCCCUGCCGCUGCCCUCUCUCCUCAGCCAUGACUCUCCUCACAGGGGAGGAAAAGCCCGGCAGGUUCCACGAGCCAGGCAGCCACGUCACAACAACAGCAGCCACAAACAAGAGCCGCCACCACAGCAGGGACGCUGGAGCAGGAGGAAGGGAGAAGAAGAACAAGAUGUAUCCGGAUUUGGGCGGCACGACAGACCCGGACGGGGACGGAGGAGACGGAGACCCCGAAGACGGCGGGGACAUGGAGCUGUCGGUGUUCGGGGCGGUGGAGCCGCCGCGGCGCUCGCGGGGCCGGCUGGUCAUGCACGGCAUGGUGAUGUUCGGCCGGGAGUUCUGCUACGCGGUGGAGGCGGCCUUCGUGACGCCGGUGCUGCUGAGCGUGGGCCUGCCGCGCAGCCUGUACAGCAUGGUGUGGCUCAUCAGCCCCGUGCUGGGCUUCAUGCUGCAGCCCGUCAUCGGCUCGGCCAGCGACCACUGCAAGUCGCCCUGGGGCCGCCGGCGGCCCUACAUCCUCGCGCUGGGCGUCAUGAUGAUGGUGGGGCUCACGCUGUUCCUCAACGGAGACGCCUUUGUAUCAGCCUUGGUGGUGGACAAGGCAUUGAAGACCAUCUGGGCCAUUGUCAUCGUCAUGUUUGGAGUAACCCUGUUUGACUUUGCGGCGGACUUCAUCGACGGCCCUGUCAAGGCCUAUUUGUUUGACGUGUGCUCCUACCAAGACAAGGAGAGAGGCCUGCACUACCACGCUCUGCUCACAGGUCUCGGGGGAGCCUUCGGAUACCUGAUUGGCGCCAUGGACUGGGGCCACUCGUCGCUGGGCGCCCUGCUGGGCUCGGAGUACCAGGUCAUCUUCUUCUUCUCGGCGCUGACGUGGGGCAUCUUCCUGAUAGUGCAUCUGUUCAGCAUUCCCGAGAGGCCCCUGGGCAGGUGGGGGGACUCGGACGCCCAGGGCCCUGCCGGCGCCCUCCCUCUGCUGGGCAGCAACACCCCGGGCUACGGGGCGCUCUCCAAGGACCCCAUGCCCCUCACGGUGCCCGCCCCGGAGAUCAGGCCACGCUCCUUCUCGGCGCUGAGCGAAGCCAACGCCGUGACGCCCAGCGCCAAGCAGCCAAACAAGGAGGUGCAGAAGCGUAUGAAUGUGCGGAGCCUGCUGCUGGCCAUGAUCCACAUGCCCAGCCACUACCGGCUGCUCUGCAUCAGCCACCUCCUGGGAUGGACCGCCUUCCUCUGCAACAUGCUCUUCUUCACCGACUUCAUGGGCCAGAUUGUGUACAAAGGGGACCCCUACGCCGAGCACAACUCGACGGCCUACGCCACCUACGAGAGGGGGGUGGAGGUGGGCUGCUGGGGCCUGUGCAUAAACGCUGUGUCAUCUGCUCUCUACUCGUAUGCCCAGAGGCUGCUGCUGCCGUACAUUGGUCUGAAGGGUCUCUACUUCGUGGGCUACUUCGUCUUCGGCCUGGGCACCAGCCUCAUCGGCCUGUUCCCCAACGUCAUCGCCACACUGACCCUCUGCAGCGUGUUCGGAGUGAUGUCCAGCACCCUCUACACCAUGCCCUUCAACCUCAUCUCCGAGUACCACAGGGAGGAGGAGGAGCGGAGGAAGCUGGGUCUGGAGGAGCCAUCGGUGCACCGGCGGGGCAUGGGCGUGGACUGCGCGGCCCUGACAUGCAUGGUGCAGCUGGCUCAAAUCAUAGUGGGCGCCGGGCUGGGAGCCCUGGUCAACCUAGCAGGCAGCGUCAUAGUGGUGGUCCUCUCAGCGUCGACGGUGUCCCUCUUCGGCUGUGUCUUCAUUGCCCUCUUCAUCAGAAAUGUGGAUUAAGCCAUGUAAAAAAAUAUUAUGUAUUAUGUAUAAAAAUUAUAUAAUAAA